This is a messenger RNA of Arabis nemorensis, 894 nucleotides long. The record is from the annotation of a GenBank genome assembly. NCBI's taxonomy places the organism in Eukaryota, Viridiplantae, Streptophyta, Magnoliopsida, Brassicales, Brassicaceae.
AUGGAGGAUCAUAAGCAGACGAGUUUCACGUUUGAGAUAGAUAACUUCUCCGAAAAGCAAUCUGUGAUAUCAUCAACAACAUUCUUAAGCGGCGGCUGCGAAUGGUAUGUUAAGGUUCAUCCCAAAGGAGAUCAUAUUGAUGAUCACUUGUCUAUGUACCUCUGCGUUGCGAAUCCAGAAUCAUUGCGGUUUGGAUGGAAAAGACGAGCUAGUUUUUCCAUCCAUCUACUUAAUCAAUCUGGCAAUGAGCUCUACAGAAAAGAUGAACCGUUUUGCCAAUUAUUCUGCGCUCAGUUCACAUUAAUGGGCUGGCCAAAGGCAGUGCCUCUUGAAACCCUUCAAGAAAAAGGGUUUCUAGAGAAUGAUAAACUGAUCGUAAAUGUCCUAGUAAAAGUAGCUCAAGUUGUUGAUGAAGGAUAUGUUACUGGGAAUGAGAUGUUCGAUGUCAAUGGUUUCCAAGUUCUUCUUCCUCAGGUGCCUUCAGUGAGUUGGAUUUUCGUGGAGCACCCUGACUUUGCAGUGAAGAUUAGACCAAAGAACCAAUGGGUGAAGACAACAUACAUGAAUAUCUCACUCGGUCUAAUCGAGACAUUGAACAAGCCUCUACAUAGCCUCACCGAGACUGAGCUAAGCAACGCUGAGAGCGACUUGAUCGACCUAACAGAAGCGGGCUUCGAGCUAGACUGGUUGAAGAUAAAGCUUGAUCAGGUUUCCUUGGAGAGGAAGAAAGAUAAUGCUGAUGGUUUUCGAGUCCAAGAACUCGUAGAACACAUCAAUAAUCUCAAAGUUGAACUGAACAAGGAGCAAACCAAGUCUGCUGCUAAAAUUUUAUCAUUGGAGAAGACAGUGUCGCAUCUCAAAGAUGAGCGCAAGAAGAUUGCCAAAUCACUCUAA